AUGACAAAGACAAAGACAAAAACAAUAACAUCAUCAAAAUCGACAACAUCUGCUAAAAAAAAUUCGAACAAAAGAACUAAAGAUCCAAAUGCACCAAAACGAUAUCGAACAGCUUAUAUUUUAUUUUCUGUUGAAAAACGUGAUGAAAUCAAAGUAUGUAUUUUAAAUGAAUCGUUUUAUUUUUCUUUUAAUUUCUCAUGUUUAUUUGAGAAUGAAAAUCCAGGAUUAUCAGCAAAAGAAAUUAUAGUAGAACUUGGUGCUCAAUGGAAAGCUGCUGAUGCUGCAACUAAACAACGUUUUCAAAAAUUGUCCGAUACUGAAAAAGCCGAAUACGAAGAAAAAAUGGCUGCUUACAAAAGUGAAAAAAAUGAUAAAGAAUCAGCAAAAGAAAAUCAAAAAAAGAAAAAAUCUUCUAAAAAAGACGAAGUAAUGGAUAAUGGACAUGAAGAUUCAAUGGAAGAUUAA
This is a messenger RNA of Rotaria sp. Silwood2, 465 nucleotides long. The record is from the annotation of a GenBank genome assembly. Lineage: Eukaryota; Metazoa; Rotifera; Eurotatoria; Philodinida; Philodinidae.